AUGAUCAUGCCCUCGACAAGGAAUAUCAGCCUGGUCUUCAAAGCCGUCCCCAAAGGCAUGCCCAUACCUGGCGAGCACCUGAUCAUCGAAGACCGUCCAAUCGACCUUGAAAAAAUCCCCGAGAAUGGACUCGUCGUCCGCAACAUUUACAAUUCCCUCGACCCUUACAUGCGGCUGAUGCUCGUCGAGCCGGACACGAAGCACUAUCGCAAGCCGUGUACCCUCAAUAGCCCACUGCGUAGCCUAGCAGUGGCAGAGGUGAUCCACUCGUCAUGCGACGACUAUCCCAUCGGAACGCUAAUUCGAACGAGUCUGCCGAUUGCAGAAUAUUCCGUCCUGAGCAGAGAGGAUAUCGACAUGGCAUCGUCGAGUGCGAAGGUCAAAACACUUCCUUCGUCCACCACGCUCCACCCAGCUUACUACCUCGGUCCCCUGGGAAUGCCCGGCCUGACAGCGUACUCCUCGCUCUUCGAAAUCGGCAAGCCCCGCCCUGGCGAGACAAUCUUCGUUUCCUCCGCCGCAGGCGCCGUAGGCCAGAUUGUCGGACAAAUCGCACGCCUCCAAGGCCUCAAAGUCAUCGGCUCCGCAGGUUCGGCCGUAUUCAACUACAAAGAAGAAUCGACACUCUCGGCUUUACAACGCCUCGCGCCAGAAGGGAUAGACAUCUACUUCGACAACGUCGGCGGCCAGACCCUCGAGGACGCACUGGCGUGCAUGCGGAAACAUGGCCGAAUCAUCGUAUGCGGCAUGCUCAGCCAAUACGACUCCACGUCCUCCACGGACACCAGUCAAAGCUCGUACGGCGUCAAGAACCUCUUCCGGCUCUUCAGUCAGGGGCUGACGAUGAGGGGCUUCCAGGUGGGGAUGAGGGAUUUCGGACCGAAGUAUGAGGAGGACUUUGAGAGGGAUAUGGGGUUUUGGAUUGGGGAGGGGAAGAUUAAGGCUGUGGUAAGUGAGGUGACUGGGAUUGAAAGGGGUGCAGAGGGGUUUGUGGGGAUGUUGAAGGGGGACGGUUUUGGGAAGGCUUGUUUGAGGGUUGAGGGGUCCGGGGUUGGGGGAGGGGAUGGGAGGGAGUUAUUUAGAAGAAUUUGA
Molecule: messenger RNA, 1092 nt
Organism: Zasmidium cellare ATCC 36951
Lineage: Eukaryota; Fungi; Ascomycota; Dothideomycetes; Mycosphaerellales; Mycosphaerellaceae
Exons: 2
Coding region: 1-1092 (363 amino acids)
Molecular function (GO): oxidoreductase activity, acting on the CH-CH group of donors, NAD or NADP as acceptor
Source: RefSeq, a predicted model, not a curated record